This is a messenger RNA of Fragaria vesca subsp. vesca, 1196 nucleotides long. Its product is annotated as probable aquaporin SIP2-1-like. Gene Ontology annotation, biological process: transmembrane transport. The transcript is spliced from 3 exons. The record is from RefSeq and is a predicted model, not a curated record. Gene Ontology annotation, cellular component: membrane. Lineage: Eukaryota; Viridiplantae; Streptophyta; Magnoliopsida; Rosales; Rosaceae. Gene Ontology annotation, molecular function: channel activity. The coding region runs from base 70 to 768 and encodes 232 amino acids.
GUCACUUCAUUCAAUUUUAUAACGCAUGCGAGACUAGACUUGAGAGAUUGACCCAGAUUGCGAUUCACAAUGGGGAGGAUUGGUUUGCUCGUUUCAGAUUUCAUAAUCUCAUUCAUGUGGGUAUCAUCAGGUGUUUUUGUCAAGAAAUUUGUGCACAAUGUUUUGGGUUUCUCUCAUGAACCCACUGCUGAGAUUCUCAAGUCCGCUCUUUCAAUUGUCAACAUGUUUUUCUUUGCUUUCUUGGCUAAGCUUACCAAGGGUGGCACCUACAAUCCUCUCACCGUUUUCUCGGAUGCCAUCACCGGCGAUUUCAGCCGUUUCUUAUUCACUGUUGCUGCCAGAGUCCCUGCUCAGGUUCUUGGCUCUGUUGCUGGAGUUAGGUUCAUAAUGGGGACCUUUCCUGGAAUAGGUCUCGGGCCACGUUUGACUGUUGACAUCCAUAAAGGGGCCCUUACAGAAGGAUUACUGGCAUAUGCAAUCGUUACUAUCUCACUUGGUCUUUCCAGAAAUAUCCCGGGGAGCUUUUUCAGGAAGACAUGGAUCUCAAGUGUUUCGAAGUUAACUCUGCAUAUUCUUGGCUCUGAUCUGACUGGUGGUUGCAUGAACCCAGCUUCUGUAAUGGGAUGGGCUUAUGCUCGCGGCGACCAUAUCACCAAGGAGCAUAUACUUGUUUAUUGGCUUGCCCCAAUAGAGGCAACUCUACUUGCAGUAUGGACAUCUAGGUUGCUGUUUCCACCAAAAGAGGACAAGAAAGCUAAAGUAGAAUGAAGUGAUUUCAACCGAUUUGUCAUUUGUUUAUGGAUGAUCUAACUCGUUAGCACUGAAGAAGCUGAUCGCUGUUGAUUUUACUAAUAGAAGCUGGUCAUGCUUGAACCACGCUAAUUGCUACUGAAUAUCAAAUCAUUGUAGCAUUGCAGAUGUAAUUACUGUUCAUAUGGUGCAUUUUAGGCCCUGUAUUUGUUUGUCCAAAAAAUGAUGAUCACUGGACUGCAUUCACAAAUUUCAGACUAGAAAUAACAUUGUUCCUUGCAUGUCCUCGCUUUUUGUUGUUUUAGACUUUGUAACUAUGAUUCUUUUUUCUUUUUUUAAACGAGUGCGGCUAUUGAGAGUUUGGGACCUCCAAAUUUGCUCAGUUGACCUCACUCUAUUAUGAGUUAUUGAAUAUCAGAUAUGUUCUUUUACAUAAUGACUAUUAA